AUGGCAUCCACCGCCCCCGUCAUCGACCCCAACCAGACGAUCUACGUCCGCAACCUCAACGAAAAGAUCAACAAGAUUGAGCUGAAGCGUAGUCUGUACUGUCUAUUCUCGGCCUACGGCAAGGUCAUCUCAAUUGUCGCCUCAAAGACAAAACGGGACCGUGGACAAGCCUUCAUCGCCUUCUCAGAUAUCGUCUCUGCAACAGCGGCGCUUCGUGGACUCCAAGGAUUCAACUUUUACGAUCGGCCAAUGGAGAUCCAAUAUGCAAAGACGAAAUCAGAUGCUAUCGCCAAGCUGGAUGGAACGUUCAAGCAACCACCCAUGAAGAAGAUCGGCUCAGGGGCAGGAGAUCAGACGACUAAUAUCUCAGCAUCGGCUGCAAAACGGGAGAGGGAAGCAGACUCUGACUCUGGUUCAGAAAUGUCCGAGUAA
Messenger RNA from Linnemannia hyalina, 432 nucleotides. Lineage: Eukaryota; Fungi; Mortierellomycota; Mortierellomycetes; Mortierellales; Mortierellaceae. The record is from the annotation of a GenBank genome assembly.